AUGGCUCCGCAGACUCCAGACGCAGCAUCUCUGAAGGCCACGUUCAAAGAGCUCAAGAGGCAGAUCAGAGGGGUGAAAGAAGCGCGCGACCUGCACGAGCGCGGGUCACAGGAGGCGGAGAGGCACGACAAUAUUAUAACCCAGCUGACGGCCAAGAAGGAGCGGGUGAAGGCUGAGCUGGAGCAGCAGCUGCAGCAGCAGCAGCAGCAGCAGCAGCAGGCAGUGGAAGCCCAGCCUCCUGUUGUGGCUGAGCAAGCCCAGCCUCCUACUGAGGAGCAGCAGCAGCAGCAGCAGCAGCAGCAGCAGCAGCAGCAGCAGCAGCAGCAAGAGGAGGAGGAGGGGGCCAGCCAGCAGCCAGGGCAGUUGCUGACCAUAUUCGAAGCGGCUGCGGCGCCCGAGGAGGGCCAUCAGGACACAGUUGAGCAAGGCAUUGACCCCAGGCAGGAGGAGGGCAGUGCCAGCAUGGGUCGUAGGGACCAGAAGAGGGAAUGGAAGCGUGGCAGGAAGGAUGCGGUCGAAGAGUCAGACCCUGAGGAGGCGGCGGCGGCGGCGGCGGCCGGGACUGAGGCGGCGCUGGCGGCGCUGCCGCCAGCGCCGGAGGAGGGGGGGAAUGAGGAGGACAGGGAGGGGCAAGGUGAUGAGGAGAUGGAGGAUGGUGUGGAGGGGGCAGAGCAGCAGGGUGAACAGUCGACGGACACCGACCACGCCAGCGACGACGAACCGCUGGCGGCGAAGCUCCGGCGGGGCGGCCUCGUCAAGCCCAAGGGCCAGGCUGGGGCUGCAGGCGAGGCAGCGGCGGCGCGCGCGUCCAAGGGCAAGGCGGCGGAGAAGCGGCCCGCGCCGCCCGGCCCGGACCACCCCCCCCUGGAGCCUCCCGCCAAGAUCAGCAAGCAGGCGGAGGGCGCGGACGCGAAAAUGCCCGCGGGCAAGCAGCAGCAGCAGAAGGGGGCGGGCCCAUCAGCGCCUCCACCACAGCAGAAGGCGCAGAAGCAGGCGCAGCAGCAGCAGAAGAGUGUGGCGGGCCAGGGCAAGGGCACGGGCAAGGGCAAGGGCAAGGCAGCGGUGGUGAAGAAGGAGCCGGUGGUCAUUCUGCCGGCCCGCGAAGUCGAGGAGGUCGAAGAGCUGGACGUCUCCGAGCUCGAGGAGGAGGAGGAGGAGGAGGAGGAGGAGGAGCAGCCGGAGGACGAGGCGAACCCGGCGGAGGACGAUCUGGAGCUGCAGGGCCCGCUGGAGAGGGCGGCCCGCCUGGCCCUGAGGGAUGAGGACUACAAGAAGAACAACCAGACGAUCGUGGGGGUGGAGCGGUCCGUCCCGUUCGUCCCCAAGGACAUGGCGGAGGAGAAGAAGCUGCAGCUGCCGGUCGGCAAGUGGCUCUGGCCGACGUACAACCUCUGCCGGAGCCACGCAGCGUCCGUCGGGUGGCCCAGCGGCCCCACAGACUUCUCAAACUUCCUCGUGCUGAUGUACCACGAGCUCUGCCUGUCGAACAAGCGCAUCGGCAAGCAGCUGAUGAAGCAGGUCAUGGCCAAGACGGGCGUGGUCCUGGAGCGGCCCGACGUCUUCAAGAAGCCGGACGACCCCUUCAAGAAGCCGGACGCAUGA
Molecule: messenger RNA, 1602 nt
Organism: Monoraphidium neglectum
Lineage: Eukaryota; Viridiplantae; Chlorophyta; Chlorophyceae; Sphaeropleales; Selenastraceae
Exons: 7
Coding region: 1-1602 (533 amino acids)
Source: RefSeq, a predicted model, not a curated record